Spirometra erinaceieuropaei is the source of this 7293-nucleotide messenger RNA. Lineage: Eukaryota; Metazoa; Platyhelminthes; Cestoda; Diphyllobothriidea; Diphyllobothriidae. The record is from the annotation of a GenBank genome assembly.
AUGGGGGAUUAUAUGACAAUCUUCCUUGCCGUUGAUAAGGAUCAGAAAGGUGAGUUAAAUCCGUCGCCUAUGGGACCACAAAAUAGUUCCUUUUCAAUCCGCAACAGAAGUAGAUUUGUUCGAUUGUUAGUCUCGAUAAAUCCUGUGAAGUGGCUAUCUUUUUUCAGGAGGGCUGUUUGAGACUCUCCAAUAAGCCAAGUAUGAUAUGUGUAUAUAGCUUCUAGCGCUCUCUAUUACCUUACAAGUUUCAUGGAUGUUUGUACAGUCACGAGAACCUUACGUUUUUUGCGUCAGCAUGAAAAUAACUAAGGUUCAUACAACUAUCUGAUUUCACUUUAAGAGGAUUUUAAGGUGAAUCGCUUCUUGCAUUUUCUAAUACCUUUGCACUAACCUGACGUGAGUGCCUACAGUAUGCAGUCUUUUUGUAGCAUGGGUGAGUACGCAUAAAUUUAUGCGUUCGUUGAACACACGAGUUUACUCAUGCACUCAUAACUGAUACUUACAACUGCCCAACUUAAAUUAGGAAGUCUGUAAACCACCAAAUCCAUUAUAGAAACAUUAAAAUUGCAAGCCUUCUUUCGCAUUUUAUUUACUGACUAAGGCAGAAUCCUGUACGGAAUGAUCUUAAACCAUCUGAAAAUUUCUUAAGAAUGAUUUAACUUCUGCCCGUUCAAAAAGGAUGGGAAAAAUUUAUGACCUGUCCCUUGAGGUGAAACCGGAGCAAAGGACCAAAUAUUAUUAUUUAUGUUGUGUCAUUAAAAUAAAAAACAUACUUGACAAUUUCCCGGGCAUUCUUCUUACGAACGUAUCUGAGCUUCCAUGCAGUUUUAAUAAGACAAGUUUGUAAAUUAGGUGGAAAACAAUCACGGUGGGAGUUUAACUCGGAACGCAAGCUACGUUUUUCUGAUAGUUAUGGGGUAUCACGACAGUCACCGGAACGUUCGCGAACGCCAUCUUUUAGAAAACUCUAUUUUCGAAAUGUGUGCUUUUUUUCUUCAUAGGCCUUCGUAUCAGUAGUCCAAAAUGCCUCUGAAUGACUAAAAUAAAUAAGCGGUUUUUAUCAAAACGAAUGAGAUCGCAGUGUGAGGGCUGGGCCAAUCUCUGACAAAUGGCCACUAUAUCUCCAACGAAAGAAGAUGGACUUUCUUCAAUACAUGGUUGCUGUUAGGAGUACCGUUUGCAUUUUUUAUUCAACGGCCUUUCAGUUUUUAGAACCGGCUAAUUGAAAUAGUUUAAAGAAGCCUAUAAACACGUUCUUCCCUAUCCUUUUUGAAAUUCUUUUGCAAGACUGUUAAAAAUUUUUUGGGGGUCAUGUUCAUGAUGUUACUAUUCAUUAAGCAUGGUCAGCUAAAAUCAGUGGACACAUAUUUGAAUGCAAUACCUUCCAAAGAACUGUGUCAUUAGUUUUUAUAAUGGCCGUAGGACGGUCCAAAGUGAAGUUCAUGCUGUAUGUUUAAGUAGCGCUGAUCCAGGAAUAGGUCAUUCCUCCCUCAUACUUGACCAGGACGUCCGCUUCUUCAAGAAAACAGUGAUGACCUGAGCCUGAAUUUGAUUGAAACGAGGCACAUUUUCAUAGCGCUGACUAAUCCCUUCCUUUUCACAUCCACGGUGUUACACUGGCAAAACAAUGUUUGGGAGGAUGCAGGUAUGCUUCAUCACAAUGGCUGGCUAUGAGUUUGUUCUCGGCCAUUCAUGACGCACCUAUGUACAUAUUCCCACAAACUGGAUUUCGUUCAUGUCGAUAUGAGACACCUGUGAGGAUUACCAUAAAAUUAAGUUAACAAGAAUCUAUUGCAGAUGAAUCUUAGUUCCCAGCUAUUCUACCAGCGGACAGCCUUCCAGACUGCAAUUUUUGAUGUAUCUUAAUAGUUCAGAAGCGUCUGGUACUCCCAUCUCUAACACAUCGUCCACCACUGACAAGACUGAGUCAGACCAGGCGGAGAUCAGCUCGGCUGCACCGGUUGAUGUGACAUAAAGCCCUACUUUGUCUUGCAUGCCACACAUAUGCUUGAUCCUCGAUUCCAUCUGGCGUAACAGCGUUCCAUGAGAAGACAAAAAUCGAUGCCUAUGGAGAUAAGUCACCUUAAUCUGGUUCGCCAAAUAAGUGCUAAAAUUAGGGUCACUGAGCUAUGGUAAUUUAACCAGAUCGGCGACUUAAGUUUAUUCUACCAUAAGAAAGAGCGAGAAACACAUGGGGAUGACAAUACACCUUAGAUAAAUUUAUAACAUGAAAAGGGGCUAACCAAACAACUAAUUUUCGUUUACAUUAUGGCCGUUACUUCGAGUCGGACUCAUUCUGACAUAGUUUCUCCGCAUCAGAGACUAGCUUGUCGUUGUGCUGCGUUACUUCUCAUGAUGAUCGUAAAGAUUGUCUUGCAUGUUCACUUUACAACAAAAAAUCUGCUACUUUGUUUUAACAGGGGUAUUUGACGGGCUCAUGGGCUACUGACGAUUGGAACGCCCGUAGAAGAAAUACAAAUAAUCCAUAAUUGACCCUUUAUAAAGCGCCCUUUUCUCCACACCGUCAAUUAUGGACUAGUGACAGAAAAGGUCUUUGGCCGACCCCAAUGAUUUGUUAGCCAUUUUAGAAACUAAAAAGUAACUGGUUAAAACUCUAUCAGAAAAAACAUAUCACAAUAAUCUUUUUAGCAAAGCCAAACACAAUAGUUAAGUAUUUUUAGUUAUUCUGCCUAUCGCGCCGUAUUGCUGGCACAAGGAUUUAAGUGCUAUCCAGUCAAAAUGGACUUUCAAAUUCUCUUGUUGAGCUAACAUGAAUUUGCAAUCACCUUUCGAGACAUUUGAAAAUGAUGGACUUGUUCCCCUAAAAUCUACCGAAAUUAACAGGCGAAGGUAAAGGUACUUCGUUUGACUUUGGAUUUAUAUGUCAAUUAUCAAAUUAUAUUCGAUGAUUUGGGUAAGAUUGUGUUAGAUUUUCUCAGAAAAACAACUUGGUGCAGUCAAUCGAGUAGGUCAGUAGGUUUGGUGUUGAAGUUUGGUUUCUUGGUUAAACAUAUGGUAAUACGAUUUUCCGGUCAAAAACGUCAUUUCAGGUAUUUAAUUAUACAGAUAUUAUUUUCGCUGAUGUCAAUGCAAAAUUUUAUAAAAAUCUUGGACCUAACCUUCGGAAGCUUAGUUUCAAAAAUUUAAUUUUAUAUCUCUUUGCUCGUCGUGGGCAAAGUUACAAGUUAACUUUAGAGAUGUACAAUACUGACUGUUCUCAAUGAAUUAUUUUAUCUUUUUGCCUUUAUCUACUGCGCAGACUGCGAAAAUGACUGACUUCUUUUAAUAGACACGCUUUGCCUGUUAAAACAUGUUUUGUUUCCUCAAACAAAUUAGGUUACAUUACUCUCGCGGAUCUCGAGAAAUACGCUAAGGAAAAUGGAAUGAAUCCUAAAAUUGCGCAGGUAACUCACCCUUCAAAGGCAACUCUUCGGGAAAGACAACUAGUUUCUAUUAGUCAAAAUAAUUCGACCACGGUGAAUAAAAACUGUGGGGAGUUUAUUUUUUUCACUUUUCAAAGUUUCGAAAGGACGACCGUAAUGCACUUUCAGCAAACUAAGUUAUUAAGUUUAAAUUACACAGUGACGCCAAUCUUCCAAAAAUGUUGUCAUUCAGACUUCAAGAAGCAAGCAACUGAUAUUUUUAUGUUCGAAUGAAUCAAAACUGCCCAGUGAACUUAAGAUCGAUUUGUCAAAAAAAUUAAGUUCCAACUUUUUUGACGAGAUGAAAAUUACAGAACAGGAUGUAGGGUACUGACAGAGAAGGCCACGCAGGCACUUAGUCUGUACUGUGAGGUUUGCAUCUCAGUUAUUUGCGCAAGCAAUUGCGGGGUAACAACAGAUAUUUUAGAUGAUAUUUGCUAAAACAUUAUUUCGGUCUACAGAAACAACCCAGCUGUUCCAACGAAUGUCGAUACAUUUGUCCCUAAAACAUGCUUCAGUUUCUUUGAUUAGAGUCGAGUUUGUAAGGACUGUUAUACACCGUAAACAACUUGACAUUCAUGCCACAUACGUAUUCCAAAUUUAAAUUCACCAUGUUUCAGGGUGGUUUCUCCAUCGUCAUUGAUGAAACUCCACGUCGUCAGCCCCGAAGCCGUUGUUAUUUACAUUAAUUUGCAUAUUGCAGCCUGUGUCUAGCCUGCUGCCUGAGGGCACCUGUUGGUCCCUAUUCGCAUACGAAGCAUGCUGAAAUAAAUCGAACCUCGAGGCAAGGUGGGGGGCGGCGUAAAGACAUCUUAACAGGGGUAAUUUUAGUUUAAUCAGCAGUAUGGUGCAGGCCGGAGUUCGGCCAUCAUUUGUAUUACAGACGUGCUAGUUUACAGGCUCAACGUAAAUGUUAUAUGGAAGAAAGUUAGAUCAGCGUCACCUGCUCCUUCCGCUCCCACCUUGUAGCGAUGCAGGCCAACAUCAAGUCGAAUGGUGAUAAAAUGGCGCAUUCUGGCUGAUGUGGUGCAAAGAACAAGUCUACAGCGUACCACAGGUCUGCGUGGCAGACGCUGAAGUUUAGCGCAGCCCUACAUCCACAUCAGGACGCAACGGGGCCGUAUACUUGGACACUGUCAUAUGUAGUAAACAUUUAUGAUGAGGAUAUUAAUUAUUUUAUGCGGGAUUUUUUAUAGCAGACGAGACAUGAAUUUACAAGCAAGUAGUAAUGACCCUUAAUUAAGUAUUCUUGCAAGGCAUACAUCUCUGGUAUAUGUAAAUUGGUGUAUAUAUACGUUGGACAUCUAAAUGUUUAUGGCGCAGGAUUUACAAGCAGCAGUUAAGAAAACCGAAAAGUUUGUCUGCAUAAUAGCCAGUCUUUAAUUCAUCCAGAUGCACAACGUUUCUCCGUGAAGUUACUAUCUACCUCUUUCCAUCUAAUGUUUUUCAGAAAUGGAGGAUAGAGUUUGACCCACAGAACACUGGAAGAAUAACACUCCAGAAAUUCUGCGACGUCCUGCAGGUUGACAUUCAAGAAGUGUAAGCCAAAUACUCUAUUGUCAUAUUGACGACCUUUUAACUAAAAACAUUCAUGUCGUAAUUUAAUUAAUUAAGUAGUUAAGCCCAAUGCUUCUAUUUUUCAGAAAUAUAUUUUGUUUCUUAAGAAUCAAUUAAUCUUCCGAAUACACAGAUUAAUAGAGUGAUUGAAAAUCCAGACGUCUAACGGUAGGGUGUAACCAAAAGUCAUCUGUUAGAGAUAGGCUUAAGGUCUUGAAUUUCCAACACAGUACUGGACGACAUUCUUUGUCGAAAAUGCCUCAUGAUUCUGGUUGGUAGGUCAUCGAAAAGUACAUCUUGGGUCUACCAUCGGCAAUUUAAAAAUACUCGAUGCAUUGAUUUUAUGUGUAAAGUGACUUAAAGCGGAGAAGGCUUGACGACGUAUACCUCGCUUUCCCUUCAUACCAACGAUCUUCCAAGCACAGGACAAGGUCCAAACAAAUGAACAUCGAAGUGGAUGUAGUGGCCGUCCUGGCAUGAACCUUCAUCGCCAUGUGGCACGGACGUAGUGGGGCCCAUGGCGAUACGGACCAGCCUUUGGCACCUCAUAUCCAAUGGGUGCUGAGAGAGUCCGCAGAUGAUAGACGAAAGGGGAAUCAUUAUAAUCUCUCCUUGUAGUUUGGCCUAAAUAGUAUUUAUAGUUUAUAAGCGACAUAAAUGUGUCUAACUUGCAGGCAUGUUAAUCUAACGAAUUAGCAUAUUAUCCAUAGUAGGAAAUAAAAUCCUGUGCCCUAGACACGGCUUUCAGUGUUGGCCUGAAAUUAUAACGUACAUCUUACUUUAACACAGUCAACGCCUUUUGAAUGACAGCAUACGGUUAUUUUAAAAGCAAACAGCACUACUGGUGAUAUUAUUUCAUAUGACAGUGACUCCGCAAUAUUCAAAAAGUGUAUUAUCAGUAAGAUCAGACAAAUGCUACGCCGAUAUGUCUGCUGUCGUAUAACGCAGUGGGGGAGGAGGACGUUCAGCUCCCUUAUGGGUUCUUCAGAGUUUUCCCUAAGGCUUCGAGUAUACGAACAUCUAAUAUGAAUUUCAGACCUGCUUCGUUUGCGAUCUGUUAUACCUUUUAUAGAUUUUGCUCGGGCCAUAAAGAACGGCGUGUUGUUAAUAUUGAUUAUGGACUGGCGUGGCCAGAAUAAUUGCGGAAGUAUUUGCGUUUGUUACAGAAGGAAACAACAACAACAACCGCAUACAACAAACUCCUUGGGAAAAAUUCGCGUGCAUGAUCAGGAAAUGAGCGAAAAAAUGAUGGAGGACUCGUUAAACACAACGAAAAAAUUCAUAGUUCAGUAUCCAGUCGAUUUAAAGGUAAGUCAGUUAAUUGCGCUUCAUGAAAGUGCGUUAAACUCAUUUUAAUUCUUGACGUUUUAUUAGAUCAACACAUCUUUUCCGACGAAUAAAUGCGCUCUCCAUACUACUGGUUUAAUUAACUAUGAAUUAGCAUAUUCGCCGAGAUUUCUGCGAAGAGUCUCAGGAUAUUUUAGUGCUGCCGAAUAAAAUAUGACCUGAUAUUUUUAUAAGGCGCACUAAGAUAUUUAAAGAGUUUUAGUCCAUUAGAUGACAUUUAAGUCAAAGAACAGACUUUUCGACUUUUAAGGUUUUUGAGUAUCACUUAGAAAUAAUCCAUAGUCAUGUAUUGCUGUUUCCUGUCUGAAAGUUCCCAUUUCUCAUCCAGUACAUAGUAACACCAAUAUGUGAAGACAAAAAACAACGGACACAGAGAUCGUAUUUUAUGGUGUAUUAGCGUUUUCAUUUACCCAUUACCGAGUCCCAGGCCUGGUAAUUCCAGGGCUUGAAAUGUGGCUCUUUGGCCACUGACUCAGACAAUCGACUACGGAAUCAUUUCCCGUUCGCUCUGCAUGAGAUUAAUAAAGGUCCCAUCGACAUGUUCAUCUCUUGCCGACUGUCUGCAUGCGUUUGAGCCUGUGGCUCUGCGCCCAAACAGAAGGCUCGCGCUGCUUUCUGUAACCAGAAUCGGUCGAUGGACUCAACUACCAUGGGAAAAAACGUGAGAAAUACACAAAACAAUGGUUACUUUACGCAAAUUUAGACUAGGAAAUCGGCAUUAUGCGCACAGAUUGUGUUAUCCGUGAAAUAGACAAUGGGUUUCAGGACUGUUAUAUUUUAUUUCUACUGUCUACAGGCGAGGGCUGGAGCGAUAAAGCACUACAUGGAGCAGAAGUACGGGGACUGCUGGCACUGCUUUAUCAUGCCUGCAAAUCAUGGAUACAACUACUCACACAAGCCCAAUUGCUCCAUAACCUUCUCAUGUGAUGACUACUUUUAUCUGCUAUUUUGUACACCGCUUCAGUAA